This is a messenger RNA of Cicer arietinum (chickpea), 1179 nucleotides long. RefSeq names its product putative pentatricopeptide repeat-containing protein At1g10330. Lineage: Eukaryota; Viridiplantae; Streptophyta; Magnoliopsida; Fabales; Fabaceae. The record is from RefSeq and is a predicted model, not a curated record. Gene Ontology annotation, molecular function: RNA binding; protein binding. Gene Ontology annotation, biological process: RNA modification.
AUGCUAGCAAACCAAGCUUCACCCAACCCUCACACUUUCCCUCCACUCCUUAAAUCAACUCCUUCCCUUGUCACAGCCCUUCAUUCUCAAGCCCUCAGACGUGGCAUCUUGUCUGACCCUUUUGUACUCACCACUCUCCUUGUAAUCUAUGCAACAAACAACCACCUUGCUUGUGCCCAAAAGGUGUUUGAGGAAGUUCCUCUCUUUUGUCUUGUUGCAUCUAAUGCAAUGAUCAAUGCUUUCUCAAUGAAUGGCAAUAUGGAGGGUGCUCUGUCACUCUUUCGAUCUAUGAUGUUCCGAGAUGUUGUUUCAUGGACAACUAUGGUGAAUGGAUUUGCCUUUAAUGGGGAUUUCGGUGCUGCAAUUCGGUUUUUUGGGAUGAUGAUUACUCAUAAGGAUGUUGUGGGUUGUUUGGUGAAACCAAAUGAGGCUACUUAUGUUAGUGUGCUCUCUUCAUGUACCAGUUUAGAAGGAAAAGCUGGUCUUGAUUUUGGAAGGCAAGUUCAUGGUUACAUAGUGGUGAAUGGUGUCGAAUUGGGAGUUUUUGUGGGAACUUCGUUGAUAAAUCUUUAUGGGAAGAUGGGGUGUUUAAAUUAUGCUGUGAAUGUUUUUAGAGUAAUGGUUGCAAGAGAGGUUUGCACUUGGAAUGCAAUGAUUUCUUCACUGGCUUCCAAUGGUAAAGAGAAGGAGGCUCUGGACUUGUUUGAAAAGAUGAAACUUCAAGGGCUAAAACCAAAUAGCAUUACCUUUGUGGCAGUUCUUACAGCAUGUGCUCGUGGAAGAUUUGUCAGGGAAGGAUUGCAGUUGUUUGGAUCAAUGUCAAGAGAGUUUCAAGUAGUGCCAGUAAUGGAGCACUAUGGAUGUGUGGUUGAUCUUUUGGGAAGAGCUGGUCAUAUACAGGAAGCAGCUGAAAUCAUAAGAAAUAUGCCUUUUCAGCCCAAUGAAUCUGUAUUGGGGGCCUUUUUGGGUGCAUGUAGGAUUCAUGGAGCUAUUGAACUCGGAGAAGAAUUAGCGAAGAAGAUGCUUAAAUUGCAGACACAACACUGCGGUCAGUAUUUGUUAUUGUCAAGCAUGAAUGCGGAGAAAGAAAGAUGGGAUCAUGCUGCUGAUCUGAGGAAAGAAAUUAUGGAGGCUGGAAUUCAGAAAAUUCCAGCAUAUAGUAUGGUUCAUUUGACUUAA